CCGGGCCGUGCCGGAGCCGCCGGAGCUGGAGCUGGUACCGGUGCCGGCUCCGCUGCCGCGGCCGCGCCCGCCGCUGCUGGGGGAGGCGGUGCCCGCGCCGCGCCCCCGCGCCCCGCCCGCCCCCGGCAGCAGCAGCAGCGGCAGCGGCAGCCUCAGCACCUCCGCCAGCUCCGCCAGCAGCUCCAGCGGCAGCACCAUGGACCUCUCCUUCAUGGCCGCGCAGGUGCUUCCUGUUAUGGGAGGAGCCUUUAUGGACUCACCCAACGAGGACUUUAGUACAGAGUACUCCCUGUUUAACUCAUCAGCCAACGUCCAUGCAGCUUCUUCCAUGCAGAAUCCACCAGAAGAGACAUCCCGUUCUUCAAAUGAUGCCAUUUUGUUAUGGAUUGCAAUAAUAGCAACAAUUGGAAAUAUUGUGGUUGUGGGAGUGGUGUAUGCCUUCACCUUCUAGGAUGACUGUCACUACAAACACUGGAAGAAAGGAAACCUUCAACAGUAUUUGUCAUGUGUAUGUAUGUAUGUAUGUGUGUAUAUAUACAUGUAUAUCUAUAUAAAUACAUAUAACUAGAGACUUUGUUGAUUAAGUGCUGCCACAGUCGUGGAAAUGAAAUGCAAGUUAAUCAUCUUAAGUCUUGAUGGCAGAAAGUUUGGAUGCAAAUUGUGUGGAAUGAGAGCUUUAGUUGAGAACAGAGCCAAUACCAGUUUUGUAUAGAAAUGUAAUAAAAGAGAGAUCAACUUGGGUAUAGUAAAUACAGAGAGAUAUUUAUAUAGAAAGUGCUUAUUUUUUACUGUAGAUUUUUCUAGCAGCUCUUCUGCAGUUUGUCAGCUUCUUUUUUUUGUGCAUUUUUUACUGUGGUAUAACAUUAUAUGGAAUUGUUCCAGGUCAUGUUUUCUGGACAUCUUAAUUUCCUUGAUGGACCAAGAGGUUGGCAUUGGCUCAGUUCUGAUGAAGUCCAAGUUCAUCACGUGUGGGUCUUCAGCAUGGCUGUGGGCUCCUGGGCUCUAUUCAAAAUCAUCAGUCUCACAGCCAUGACAGGCAGAUGCAGGCUGUCUAUUACUUGCCUUCCAGUUUCAGUAACUGGACCUGGUAAUCAAUAAAUUUAUGCUGAACCUGCCUGCUGUUCAGGAGGAGGGACAGCUAUUGCUGCUCUGCAGACCCUCUGAAUUUCAGAGGAGAAAAUGAUAAACAGAGUAGCAGCACAAGUUCCCAUUUCUGUCUAGAGGUAUUGGAUUGCAGUGGUUUGUAUAUGCAUCCCUUCCAGGAAACAAAACCCUAAUACCACACUUCUCAUCCCAUUGGACUGCAACCCAGAUUUCUUACAACAGCUAUGUGCUUUCUUAAGGUUAUUAAUGUACUGAAAGAAUGAUGGGAAAACUGUAAAGCCUAAUUAAUAGUGAAUAUGUCUAUGAGAAAGAUAAAAUUGAAAGAACGUUCUGUGCUUAUGCAGGGUGGAUUCAAGAGUCAGGUAUGUCCUGGGGUAGAAACACAAGAAGAGUAGUGAGUGUCAGAUUUGCAAGCGCUUAUAUCUCAGUAUAAGCACUUGCUUAUAAUAUAACUCUUGGUUCUGGUGAGGGUCUUGGAAGAGUUUUUUGGGGGGUUUUUGGGGUUUUUUUUUUUUUUUUUUUAAAUAUAGCUGGCUUUAGGUAAUGACUCUGAUUAUCCUUUGAAUUUGUUCCACUGAGAGGCAACAUUUUUACUGCAUUUUUUCCACAGGCAGUUCAUUUUCAAGAGCUGUAUCUUUUCAAGACAAGCUGUAGCCUUCCUUGCUUGAGAGAUUGUAAAAUCUUGAGAGAAGAAAAAAAAAAAAAAUCACCACUGUUGGAAAUCUUCCUUCAUCCCCAUAAAAAUUAAGCAACAAUACAUAAAAUGUAUGCACUUUGAGAGCAGCAGACAAAUUCUUCUUCUGUGUCUGCAUGUACUGUCUAGGUUUCUGUCUCAUGUAGCUAAUACCCUAAUUCCAGAAAGCCUUGUCUGCAGGAACGGAGACUAUUUUUGACACUUGCCUGCCACUGAGCUUGAGGCUGGGCUAUGAGCUGCUGAAUGUAUAGAGAGGUUUGGAUUUUCCACUUUUCUCUUUAGACCCAUUUUCCUGCAGGGCUGGUGGACAGUUACUUGUAUCAAAGCAGCAUGCACCAAAUCAGUAUUUAUAACCACUCAGCAGUCACUGUGUAUAUUUUUUCUCUCUCUAUGAACUGUCCUUUAAAGCUAGGAAAGAUGCAAUCAGAGCUAGCAGUGGGAGAAAAUAAAUUAGGUUAUUUUGAGGCUGAGAAAAACAAUUAUGAGCUUCUCUGUGUGUUGGUAUUUCCUUGUUUGGAGGCAGGAUUUUGUGAAGAUGGUUGAGGACAAAUAAGACCUAUACUGGGAAAAAGUUUGAGAAGUCCAGUUGUGGAAGAUCAGAGGGAAAGAAAGCAAAUACUGUCCAAUAAAAUAACUGUAGUCUUAAGGAUGAUAGAAAAAUUAUGAUUUUCAUUUCCUAAAAUAGCUAUUAAUUCCUUCAUAGUCACAGGACAAUGAAAAGCAGAGAAGCUGUAUAAAAGGUCUACCUUCUUUGUUUUUGCACCCCUCUUUCUUCUUGCUAAGCAGAAGGGAAGCUGUUGGAAAGCUGCAGAGAAGUUUCCAAUGAAAAACUGAGCAGGACAAGGUCUGGUGUGUAGGAUCCAUGAAAAUAUUGCUUAGUGUACUUUCCCCAACCAUUUUCUGAUAUUCUGUUGCCUUUGUAAUUGUAUCAGUUACCGAUGGACUUGUCUUCAUUGUUCCUGCAGGCUGUCUAGUUAGGCCAGAUCCUGCAAGCAUUUUUGCAUAUAGAGCAAAAUAUUUCCACCAUGACUAAAGCCAGUUUGACACAAUGGUACUUUCCCAGUGGGAUUAUUCUGCUGCCUAAUGAAUUCGCCAGUGGAGUUCUUUGCUUAAAUUUCCUAGAAUAUUAAUCUUAGUGCAAUUAGCAAUGUUUGCUUCUCUCUCCCAGAGCACUGGACUAAACUCUUCAACCAUGAAGAAAAGCAUUAGCGUGGGAACAGCAAAAAAACCCCACUAUUCUGCUAGUGAAACUAAGUGACACUUUUGUGUUGCUUUUCCCAAAGAAAAUGUCCUACUUUGAUGUGAAACUGAUAGUAAUAGCAGGAGUUUUGGAAAACAAUGAGUUCCACCUCCUUCAUUCUAGAGCAUCAUCAUACAUAUUUUCAUUGUUAGAGACUGUGUUGUCAAGAAGGACCAGACAAAACUUCAAUUUAAUUAAUUGGCUUGACAAGGUGACAUGGCAAGCUGGGUGCAAGCAGCAAGUGCAGGCAUUUCCUGCCUCAUAGUUAAACUGCACACUAACUAUAUACCUUCUCUGUUGGGAGAAAAAAAUUCUAGGAUGCAGGUACAAGGAUCCUGCACGUGAGUGUCUAUGUGAAAUAUUGUCAGGUGUAUUGAAGAUCCCUAAAUCGCAGUGGCCAGAGCUGGUUCAAGCUCUGCUCUACUUUGAUAGUGACAAUAUGCAUAUUAUAUUUCUGGAUGUUGUGUUCUGGCUUCCUCCACUACAACCACUUCUCUCUCUGGGAGGUUAGUGAAGGUUUAAAUUAAACAAUUGAGAAAGGGGACUAAUUAAUUAUUAAGUUCAGAGACCCUGCAGAGUGGAAUGGAGCAGAGGCUGUGUGGUGGAUCUUUCACAGGUAUGGACCUAUGAAAUAUGUUGCCUCUUGAACUCUCAACACAGCUUGACUUGGAGCACUGUAGCUUCUCUGUUCUUGGAGCCAGGUAGCUGAAUAAUUGAUGUCACUCACUGAGGAGUGAUGAAGAAGCCAAGCCCAAACACAUUCCCCAGAGCUGUUUUCUAAAGCUUUUCUUUAAAAGAACAGGGUUCUGUGCUUUGCUGAGCACUUUGUGUAUAAGUUUGAGAAAAAGAUUCCACUUGACCAGUGCUUCAAUUAAAAAUGUCUCGCACAGAUAGCAGUUAGAAAAUCCUGACUGCAGUUCAUUCUGUGGGAGAUGAAGCAAGCCACUUCCUAUAUGCUCUGCCUCUAGAGGUGUUUUACCUCCAGCUCUCUUGUGCAACCUCAUCAUUCAAACACAAGAAGCAACUUUGGCCUGAAAAGUUAUCAGUGAGACAAGGAAGACAAACUGGAGUGCCCUAAUAAUUCCCUUUUAACCAUGGCCUCUAGGGAUCUAUGGCAACAUACCAAAUAAUCAAACUUCCUCUAAAGAAUUCUUUUCCUCAAAGCAGCCAGCUGCUUGACACAGCAGCUGUGCAGCCAUCACAGCAAAGAGACUAAAGGCUGAACAAUUAUUCAGGUGUGUGCAAUGGCACGUAGAACUGUGUGGGCAAACCCUCUAGAGCCAUUGCUGUUGUAUUUUUGUCUGUAAGUAGGAGUCUGUGUUUGCCCACAGCAUUAACAACCUGUAUUUCUGUGUCAACACACUUGCAAAGCUGGAAAACCAAUUUUGAAACGGAUGCAACAAUAGUAGCAGAGAGACUCAUCUGCUACAAAUAAUGUAUUUAGCCUUUCAGUGGGCAGAUUAAGUCAUAGAUAUCUCAGAAGUAAUGAGAUCUCUGCUCCAAAAUCCUCACUUGCAACAGGACUUGAGUGCAGUCAGCAUCCCACCAAGAGUGAAUAGAAGCAUUCAGCCAUUAUUGUCUUACCCUGUCCACCCAUUUGAACAUAAAAGAAAAAAAUACACCUUUGUGUCUGGGGCCAAAUGAAAACAGGAGCCUCUAGUCAAUGGGUUGUUAUGUAUUUUGCCUAUUAUUAAAAGCUUUUAUUUUGCUAUUCUCAAGCAAAUCCAGUUAUUAAUAUCCUUUUCACAUUUUUCUGCAAGCUGCUGAUAGUUAUUAAUUUUGUGCAGCACUGUCCAUUUACCCAGGGUAAUUUGACCAAGUUUCCUGUGGCUAAUCACAGAGUAGAGUCUGGAAAUUUGCUCUUUUUAAGGGUGAUUUCCAUUUGAGGUAAACAGAUUAAAGAUCAGAAUCCCAGAUCAAAAUGCAUCUGUGCUUUUGGAACACUCGGAGCUCUGGAGAAUUGGAUUUCAUGUGAUUAACGUGCAGGAAGGAAAGGGCAGCAAGGUCCCUGGUGGUAAUGUCAGCCAUGAGGUUCUGACAGGCAGAGCUGAGUGGUUCAUUAGCUGCUGCUGUGUCCCUCUGAGCCCUGCUGGCUCCCUGGACACGCAGCCAGGGCUGACUGUGAGCUGAACACCAGGUACAGCACGUCCCUCCUCCCCUCACAGCCUGCUAAUCCUCAGCAAAACAAGCACAUGUGUUCUAUUUACAAAGAGCCAGGGAUCAAUAUUCUGUUAGCUGUAUUGUUCCUGCUACAUUCUUCAGUCACCAUAAGGUCAAAAUAGGUGCCUGAACAAUGUACCAGGAACAAUACAUGCAUUUAACAUGCAUUUAGCCCUUUACCCCUUGUCUCAAAGCAUCCUAAAGCAGUCAAGGCAUCCUGAGCCUUAAAGUUCCUUACUGCCUUUAAUCUGACACUAACUUUUUGUGUUUCCUCAUACAACCCAUCUUUGCCUUUUACCUCAUCUUUUCAGCACAAAAUAGGGAAAAUGAAGUCACUAUGUUCUUCUCUGGACGUGUAGGGAACUCCUAAUAGCUAUGGAUGGACCAGCCAUGUCCCAUUUUAGUUUGUGGUUCUUCAGGCAUAAAGAGGGAAGUUUCCCAAUUACCUACAUAAGCAGUUCCAUGGAAAUAUUUACCUUUACAGAACAAACUGCAUGACAAUUUUAUCUCAUUCUGGCCUGUCCCAGAAACAACAUGGCCAGAUCUACUUUUGCUGGUUUGGAAAUUACACCAACACAGCCAUGAACUGGAAAAGAAAACCCUGAUAACACAAACAUGUCACAAUCAUCUCAAGGACAUGUCUCUGAAGGCAGUUUUGCCUGAGUGACAUAGGCAGACUUGAGCUGUUGGUAGCAAGGCAAGUGCCCUUUUGUGUGAGCACAAAUAGUCUCCUUCUCUUUGGGAAUUCCUGGGAACAUUGUGCCACCCAUUCUGUCUUUCCCAGGCUACUAUUUUCAGUUGUAGAAAAUACUCUAAAACAUUCCUGUGUUAGAAUACAUAUAAGAUUUGCCUCCCAAAGCUCUGUUUAGUCUUCCUGCAAAAGCAAAAACCACCCUAUUUUCUCAAGCAAGGAAUGUUAAUGAGUCAAAUAUAAUCUGUACAGUAGCAUUGUUUCAUUUUAAUAUUCAGUUUUCUGCCAGUAGGUCUCAAAGGAGAUCUUACUAUUAUCCAGACUUUAAAGAUGCUGAGAACAGGAGCUAGCAAGAGAAUCACACAAUAUCUCCAAAGUCACUGCCUAAUCCUUUAGGCUGUACCAUUCCUCAUUCCUUCCCAUAUUACACUGGUAAGAACUCACAUCCAUCUCUUUAAACUCAUUGUCACCAUCACAUUGUCUCUAUGACUUCAUUUUAGUUCUCUCCUUGUCUUUGCUGUAUUCUCUUCAUUCUUUGGUAUCAGAGCAUGUGAGCAUUUGGAAGCCAGAAGUGUUCUUCAGCCCUUUUUAGCCAGCUCCUGGCUGACCUCUGAGAGUAAGGUUAGUGAUCAGAAAGGACAUUCCACAGUGAGGGCAAAGAACAGUGACACAAGGCCUCUUCUUGGGAGAAAAUCUUAAUUGUUAUCUACCUUAUAAAAUCAGAUAGUGUUUUUCCCCUAAGCAGAAGAGCAAGAUGUGGCUGUGGAGUUUGGUAAUUGUGUUGUCAGUAUACAUACAAUGCAAAGUUACUUUUCAAAAAUUCAAACUUUGUAAAUACACUGCACUGGUCUGCAGCCAGCACUUACUGAGCUUUUCCCAACCCAAAGUCCUCUGUUUUUUUAGCAGAUCAGAAUCAGUGGUAAUGCUCUUGGGGUAAAGUGAGGGCAGCAGGAGUGGGCCCUAAGGAGAAUAGAAAAGCUCCAUGUGAUUUACUGUGGGGUCAGGGCCAUUAAAGAGCAGCCUAUUCUGUAAAGAAAAACAGCCACAAUGUGCUAAGCUAUUUCAAAUCUAAUCACACCUGCAGUUCUCAGAUGCACAGCCAAGCUGCUGUAGCCAGACUGAGCAUUUAGAAAUCCCAUUGUACCCAAAGGAAAGUGCAUUCUUCUGCCAGAACUGAGGGAGCUAUUCAGCCUUGUGUUCUGGGAGCUUCCUGAGCUGCAGCCAUUACGGUGGUACCGCAUUUCCUGAGGAGUUCACCCCCACUGAUGAAGAAAUAAGACUGAACUGAUUCAGGUCUAGGCCUAACGCUCGUCUCUGCUGCUGCUGCUUAAGGAUGAUUGAAGUUCCUGAGCCUGCACGCUGCUCUAUCCAGAGGGACCUUUGUCUCCACCUGGAGUCAACUGCAUUAAUAACACUUCUUCUAUACUGCCAUCUGCUUCACUGGAUCUGUUUGCAGGACUAGCCGUGGGUUGCUGGGGUUUUAUUUUAAAUGUAAAGAUGUCUGUAAUUUCCUAAUCAAAAGCAAGAAAGAAAGCAGAAUGAUGUAUUUUUUUAAAUGAGAAGGUAAUAAAACCAAGUCUGAAUAUUUUGAUAGAUGUGCUGGAAGGUUAUAUAAUGUAGCAAACAGUUGCACUAUUUUUAUGUAGUAUGAGUAGCUAACCUGAGAAAUAUUUGUUCUUUCUCUAAGUCCUCUUCCAGUUCUAAAGUUCGGAAGUUUAGGAGUGGAGUACAAAGUCUCAGUGAAAUGUGAAGCUUAUGUAAAUAAAUCUGGUAGUUAGCUUUGUGAGGUAGCCUAUUACAUUUGGGUUUUUUUCAAUUAUCUCAAAUACCGCCUAACUAUUUGGGGCUUUUUUUCCCCCAAAAAACCAAAAAGCUAAAUAGUGACACUUCUGAAAGCAUCUGUUCUUCACACAAAAUCACAGUCAUAUGGAAAUUAUAUUCUUCAGUUCAUGUAAAGCAGCUUUACAGGGGCCCUUUAGUAUGCACUGUUACUUUUUCUUAACAAUCCUUGACUAUUUAAUUCCCUCUGCUUUCUCUCUGCUACCCUGUUUUGUAGAAUAUGAGGCUUGCAGGGAUUCUCUGUAUUGUUUUUGUAAUACAUGGUUUGGUUGGUUUCUAGAAAAACCUUUAAUGUUGUAGUCAUUGUUCUUGGAUCGUGGAGCUCUAUCUGUAAAGAGAACAACAAUUUUAAAAAUGCCCUCUAUUUUUUCCAAGUUUAGUGUAAUUAGAAAGUUUAGUUAAGAGAAAUGUAUUCUUUUAAGCUCCUGUUAUGUUCUUUUCCAGUUAUUGACUGCUUUCACUAUAUGUGUACUUAGUACUGGUUGAUUCCUUUACUAUGGUGAAAAUGACAAGUUUUGUUAAUAUCAGAUGGAAAUUGUGGUUUUGGAUAAAGUUCUUCAAAUUGA
Taeniopygia guttata (zebra finch) is the source of this 8294-nucleotide messenger RNA. RefSeq names its product chromosome 5 C14orf132 homolog (gene C5H14orf132). NCBI's taxonomy places the organism in Eukaryota, Metazoa, Chordata, Aves, Passeriformes, Estrildidae. The record is from RefSeq and is a predicted model, not a curated record.